Anisakis simplex (herring worm) is the source of this 279-nucleotide messenger RNA. NCBI's taxonomy places the organism in Eukaryota, Metazoa, Nematoda, Chromadorea, Rhabditida, Anisakidae. The record is from the annotation of a GenBank genome assembly.
GAUGCAUUAUUGGUGAUUCCAAAGACUUUGGCUAUGAACGCGGGUUUCGAUGCACAAGAGACGAUUGUGAAACUGACUGAAGAGAGAAUGGCGAGCGGUGGAAAGAUACCCGUUGGACUGGAUAUCACCUCGGGUGAGCCGACGAACCCAGUGGGAAUAUGGGACAAUGUGAUCGUGAAACGCAACAGUCUGUCGUCAUGCUGCGUGAUUGCGUGCAAUUUACUUCUGGUGGAUGAGGUUAUGCGUGCUGGAAUGACGAAUCUGAGGACAGGCCAGUGA